Panicum virgatum (switchgrass) is the source of this 735-nucleotide messenger RNA. RefSeq lists its product as uncharacterized. The record is from RefSeq and is a predicted model, not a curated record. Gene Ontology annotation, biological process: DNA integration. The transcript is spliced from 2 exons. Lineage: Eukaryota; Viridiplantae; Streptophyta; Magnoliopsida; Poales; Poaceae. Gene Ontology annotation, molecular function: nucleic acid binding. Bases 1 to 735 code for a protein of 244 amino acids.
AUGAAUCCUAAGAAGUGUGCGUUCGGUGUUAUAGCAGGGAAGUUCCUGGGCUUCAUGGUGCACGAGCGUGGGAUCAAGUUAGGUGACAAGAGCAAGAAUGCCAUCAUGCCGAUGACCCCGCCAGGAAAUAAGAAGGAGCUACAGAGUUUGAUCAGCAAAUUGAAUUACAUCAGGCGAUUCAUAUUGAAUCUGUCUAGCAAGAUUGAGCCGUUCAUGCCGCUCAUGAAAAUCAAGAGCACCAGCGACUUCACUUGGGGGCAAGACCAGCAGAAGGCAUUCGACGAGUUGAAGCGAUAUCUUUCAUCGCCUCCUGUGUUGGUCCCACCUCAACUAGACCAACCGUUCACGGUGUAUCUAUUAGCCGAUGAGAGGUUCGGGGCAGUGCAGUUGGCUCCAGCAGACCCAUUACACCCGAUCAUCAAGCCAAGGCCGUUCAGAGGAUGGGGCAUGGACAUGAUUGGCCAGAUCAACCCUCCGACCAGUAAAGGACAUAAGUGGAUUUUAGCAGCCACGGACUACUUCACCAAGUGGGUUGAGACCGUUCCGAUGAAGAAUGUCACGGCUAAAGAUGUGGUGAACUUCAUCAAGGAGCAUAUUAUAUAUAGAUUUGGUAUUCCUCAGACGAUUGCUACCGAUCAAGGGACGGUUUUCACAGCAGAGGAAUUCAAGAAGUUCGCCAAGGAGAUGGGCAUUACUUUGAUCCAGUCAUCUCCGUACUACCUACGAGCAGGCUGA